GGCUAGCUACUUUCUACAUUUCUACAGAUUAAACAUGUCGGGUCGUUCAGUUCGAGCGGAGACACGAAGUCGCGCUAAAGAUGAUAUUAAGAAAGUGAUGGCUGCUAUAGAGAGAGUCCGCAGAUGGGAGAAGAAGUGGGUGACGGUGGGAGAUACGUCUUUAAGAAUAUUUAAAUGGGUUCCUGUCGUGGACACCAAAGAGAAAGAGAAGAGUAAAGUACCUGGAGCUGCAGCGAUUCAGAGAAACAGUUUCCCAUCAGAGGAAACAUCAGAAAACUCCUGUCCUGGACUCCUCGAUUAUCAAGAUGAGAACAGCAGUCAGAGUUCACUGUCAGAUUCCUUCCAGUUGAAGCCGGCCGUGUUGGACAGCAGUACCAACUCCAGCCCUCAACGCAGCGAACCCGUCAGCCCCGCUACACACUCACACACACACUCACACACACACUCACACACUCACCAGUACCGGCCAGACGAUCCCCAGCCACCCACCCUGGGUCAGGAGUGUAUGGAGGCACCGUCUCAGCAGCAGGAAACGACUGAUGAACCACCAACACUGAUCAAGGAAGAUGUUCUACCCAGCACUGCUCAGGAGCAGGAGGAGGAGAGCUGUGGAGCUCCACCACUGAAGAGAGUGUGUACUGAACACACAUCUGUAAUCAAGUUCACUAGUUAACACACACACACACACUCACACACACAUACACACACAGAUAAUCAGUGGGACAGUGAGUCGCUGAAUCCGGACCAGAUGAUAACAGAUCAAUAAAUAAACGAUCAGGUUUUUGUUCCUGUAACCGGAGGAUUCAUCAAUAAUGUGAAACUGCAGUGAAAUAAAAUCCUCGUACUGUCUGAUGCUAACGUUUUCACACCUCUGCUCAAAUUCAGCGUUUCGUUUAGUGGAAA
This is a messenger RNA of Trichomycterus rosablanca, 903 nucleotides long. RefSeq names its product BAF chromatin remodeling complex subunit BCL7B a (gene bcl7ba). The coding region runs from base 35 to 673 and encodes 212 amino acids. The transcript has 6 exons. NCBI's taxonomy places the organism in Eukaryota, Metazoa, Chordata, Actinopteri, Siluriformes, Trichomycteridae. The record is from RefSeq and is a predicted model, not a curated record.